CAAUCCAAAGACAAGAAGGAAAAGAAAUAUAUAUCAAGGCGAGAAGAUAUCCUUCACUCAAAAGGACCUUUGUAUAUGCCCAAGAAGGCAAGACCAAGUCCUCCCUCUCCUCCUUUUCCUUUGUUCUCUUCUCAUGUGGUGACACAAAGGAAUUUUCCAUAAACCUCCUUCUCCACCUCCCUUAAAAUUCUAACUCCAACCCUUAAUUGUUUACUCUCCCUCCAUUGCCAACUCUUGCACCCUCUCUCCUCUUGUGCAUGUGCAUUUGUAGCUCAGAGAGAGCGAGAGAGAGAAUGCAAGAAGAUAUUGGAGAGGAGAUGCCAAGUCUUGACUUGGGUAUUGGCAGCACUUGGUGUUCGAGUGAUGCGAAGAAGAGGAAGAGAAGAGAUGAAUCUAAUAGCAUUGCAUGUGGUACGUUAAUGCAAGAUGUCUUGGAUAAAAGGUUCUUUAGGUUACUUCAAGAAAGGGAGAGGAUGUUAAGAGUAGACCCCAGAAGGAAUGAGUUGGAGGAUGGAAAGGGUCUGCAACUGAUUGAUUUGCUUCUCGUGGCUGCCACCGCAGUUGAUGCACACAAUGUAAGCUCAGCUGUUGAUGCCUUACAUGAGUUGUACCAUCGUGUCUCCUUGAAUGGAGAUCCAAUCCAACGGGUCGCAGCUUACUUCACAGAUGGCUUGGCUGCGAGAAUUCUAACAAGAAGGUCUCCAUUCUACCGAACAAUCAUGGCACAUACCACAGCAGAAGAAGAAUUCUCAGCCUUCACCCAACUCUACCAGGCGUCACCAUACUACCAGUUUGCCCAUUUCACUGCUAACCAAGCAAUAAUUGAGGCCUUUGAAAAGGAAGAGAUGCAGAAUGGAAGAAGGCUACAUGUCAUAGAUUUCGAUGUGUCAUAUGGAUUCCAAUGGCCUUCUUUAAUCCAAUCCCUAUCUGAUAAGGCCACAAGUAGCAUGCCCAUCUCUCUCCGAAUUAUGGGAUUUGGUGGAAGCAUUGAGGAACUCAAGGAAACUGAAAUAAGGCUUGUCAAUUUCACCAAGGGCUGCCGCAAUUUGAUCUUCAAAUUUGAAGGGCUGCUGAGAGGUUCGAGUAGCAGUGAUUUUAAGAUUGAAAAGGAUGCAACGCUCGUCGUGAACUUGGUUUUUUACCUGCAAAACUUGAGAAGCUCUUCAGAGAUAUAUCAUACAUUGAUGGCUAUCUCCUCACUGAAUCCAUCUGUGGUGGUUCUGGUAGAGAAAGAAGGUAGCCAAAGACCACAAAACUUCUUAUCGAGGUUUAUGGAGUCUUUACAUUACUAUGCAGCCAUGUUCGACUCGUUGAAUGACUGCCUCCCGGCUGAGAGCACCGAGAGGCUGAGCAUCGAGAAGAACCAUCUCGGUAGAGAGAUCCAGGCCGCCAUGACUAACGAGGAGAAGGAAGAGGAGAAGCACUUGAGGUUUGAGAGGCUGGAUACAUGGAAGAAAAAGAUGGAGAGCUUCGGUUUCGAAGAAAUAAAGUUGAGUUCAAGGUCUAUGAGCCAAGCAAAGCUGCUCUUGAAGAUCAGGAGCCACUGCUCAAGUAUAGAACAUGAUGGUGGUGGUGGGUUUCGAAUUUCUGAGAGAGAUGAAGGGCAUGCGAUAUCUUUAGGAUGGCAAGAUAGGCAUCUAACAACAGUUUCUGCAUGGCACUGCAUGCAGUCACCCAAUUGCUCACCAGGGUGCAAUUUGUAGAUGCUUAAACAUUUCCACCCUCUACUUUCUUGUAUUGGGGCAUCUUUAUUGGUUAUCAAAUCAACUAGUAGCUGGUUAUUUCUACCCCUCAAUGUAGAUUUUUCAAAGAAAUUCUGCCAGUCCUAUACAAUAUCACUGAUCUCAAUUGUCCAAAGCAUCAAUGAAACAACUGGAUAUAUUUUUGAUUUCUCCACCA
Messenger RNA from Elaeis guineensis (African oil palm), 1899 nucleotides. Its product is annotated as GRAS family protein RAM1-like. The record is from RefSeq and is a predicted model, not a curated record. NCBI's taxonomy places the organism in Eukaryota, Viridiplantae, Streptophyta, Magnoliopsida, Arecales, Arecaceae.